Messenger RNA from Catharus ustulatus (Swainson's thrush), 2492 nucleotides. It is a transcript of the gene CLCC1, whose product is annotated as chloride channel CLIC like 1. Lineage: Eukaryota; Metazoa; Chordata; Aves; Passeriformes; Turdidae. The record is from RefSeq and is a predicted model, not a curated record. The transcript has 13 exons. Gene Ontology annotation, molecular function: chloride channel activity. Bases 201 to 1748 code for a protein of 515 amino acids. Gene Ontology annotation, cellular component: endoplasmic reticulum; membrane.
CGGCGGCGCCGGGCGGAGCGGCUGCCGGGCAGGCCCCGCACCGGGUAAACACACCGGGUGAGCGCCGGGAGGCCCGCGGCCCCUCAGUGCGGCCAAGGGGAACUAAACCGAAGGAGUGACCAAAACCUGAACGUUGCUCCGUUAACUCGAAAAUUGGUAUCAUCUUCCACACCCCAUCGUGUGCUAAUGAAUGAUACAGGAUGCUGUUUCCUUUGGUAUUGUGUGCAGUUAUGCUGAUAGGGAGCUGUAAAGUUCAAGAAGAUGAAUGGAUUGACCCCACGGAUAUGCUCAAUUAUGAUGCAGCAUCAGGAACAAUGAGAAGACCUUACAAGCCAAGCUAUCAUGACUCUGAGGAAAAGGCUGUGGAUGAUUCAGUCAGUACUGAAAUCUCAAGUUGUUCCAGGGUAAUAGAUUCUUUGCAACACAAGAUUGCAGAGUGUGAGAAGAGGAAUGCCAAAUCACAUGAGAGCCGUAGCUUUUAUAUUUUUAAGCGAUACUUGAAUAAGAUUUUAAAUGAAGCUGGAAAACUUGGCCUUCCUGAGGAAAAUGUGGACCAUGUCCAUUAUGAUGCAGAGAUCAUUCUUACAAGACAGACCUAUUUGGAGAUCCUCAGGUUUGUCAAUGAGGAAGCCUGGCAGCCAGGUGCCCUGGAUGAGGCACUGAGUGAUAUUUUGAUCAAUUUUAAACACCAUGAUGAUCAAGCUUGGCAGUGGAGAUUUGAAGAUGCCUUUGGAAUUGAUCUAUAUAAUUUGUUUUUGCUGCUCUUGUGCUUGGUGUGCAUUGUAACUGUAAUAACUACAGAACUCUGGACACGUGUUCUUUGGUUGGUUCAGCUAAAACGUUUUAUAUUAUUAAAUUUUUUCAUCAGCUUUGGAUGGAAUUGGCUUUACUUGUUUAAGAUGGCCUUUGCCCAGCACCAGGCAGAGAUCGCCAAGAUGGGGCAGUUCGAUGAUGUGUGUGCAGAGAAGCUGGACUGGCAGGGAAGUCUCUUUGAAUGGCUUAGAACUGUAUGGACAUUCCGGGAUGAUCCUUGUCAGAAGUAUUAUGAAACUCUGCUCGUAAAUCCUGUUUUGCUGGUUCCACCAACAAAGGCCUUGGCAAUAACUUUCACCCACUUUGUAACUGAGCCCUUGAAGCAUGUAGGACAGGGUAUUGGUGAAUUCAUCAAGGCACUUAUGAAGGAGAUGCCGGUAAUUCUGCAGGUUCCAGUGCUCAUUAUCAUGGCUCUGUCUGUCCUGGUAUUCUGCUAUGGUGCAGGAUCAUCAGUGUCUGCAUUAAGAUACUUAAUGUCUUCUCAGAAGAAAAGUCUUCCUCCGCCUGCCAGUGAGCAGGAGCAAAUAGGCUUUAGGCAGUAUGAUGGCAGAACAGUAGAAGAGUAUUAUGUGCAGAGGCAUCAGUAUGUCCCCAGAGGCCACCAGGACAGAGGGGAUGCUUCCAUGAGGCCUCUCCCCACGGUGAGAGCGAGCAAUGGCAGCAGGAGCCCAGAGACGGCGCACACCAGAGACGAGCCGGAAGCACAGAACAGGUUGUGCACUGAAGCUGAAGUUCAUCGACCUGAAACUCUCAAAGCUGAAAACUUUACUGAAGAAGCUGCACUUAAGCAGCAAAAACAGGAGACAGAAAAAGCAGAGGGAGAAACUGGAGAAAACUGUGACCCUAAUAAAAACUUAAAAGGGAAAAGUUCUGCUGUGGAACCAUGUGAAGAGAAGAAAGAGAAUGUUUUACAUGACUCUCAGGAAAAAGACUAAGGAAGACCCAGGCUCUGCUGUGGAGUAGAGGAUGUUGCCACUGAAGCAGCUGAGAGUCUGUUUUUCUCCUGGAAGCAGCACCGCUGAUCAUCCAUCCUGUUACUCUGGAACCGACUCAGCAGAUCAAAGAACCCUUCGUCUGCCAUUGUCUCACGACUGCUUUUCUGCAAAGGAGAAGAGAUUGAGGAUGCUUGAUCUUAGAGUACCUACAGCUAGGAAAACUCCAUCAGUUUCAGUCCAGUGAUACGUUUGAUAUUUACGUAUCUGAAAUUAUUAAAUGAUUUUUUUUUUUUAGUCAACCAUUUCUCUAGCCAGAGGUCUAUCAUAGGAGGAGAUGCUACUGCUAGGGCAGCAUUUUGGAGAGUGAAAUACAGAAAUGUUUCAUUCUCUGAAAGGGAAAGAAACAGUGCUCUGAUCAUGAUACAAUGGGAGUUAUUCCUCCUCAGCCAUUCAUCCAACAAAACCCCAAAUACCCAGGAAAGGAAAAAAAAAACCAGCAGCAAUGAACAGUUGCCAUUGUCUCCUCACGUCUAUGACCAAAUGACUUAGUUCUUUUAUUCUGCACUGACUUCUCUCAAGAGUGUAAUAACCUAAAAAGUAUGUCCAAAAUAUCUCCCACUGCCUGAAUCAGAAAAACUAGAUUUUGUUAACUUUGGAGAAGUGGGGUCUAGAAGAGACUUAAAUAAAAUUUAUUUGGUGAGCUCUAACUUAAAAAUCCACCAUAAAUAAAAUGUUUCAGCAGUA